This is a messenger RNA of Eimeria maxima, 4827 nucleotides long. RefSeq lists its product as hypothetical. The coding region runs from base 1 to 4827 and encodes 1608 amino acids. Lineage: Eukaryota; Apicomplexa; Conoidasida; Eucoccidiorida; Eimeriidae. The transcript has 6 exons. The record is from RefSeq and is a predicted model, not a curated record. Gene Ontology annotation, molecular function: transcription cis-regulatory region binding. Gene Ontology annotation, cellular component: nucleus. Gene Ontology annotation, biological process: regulation of transcription by RNA polymerase II.
AUGAGGCCAUCGGUCCGGCAGCAGCAGCAGCAACAACAAAGCUGCAGGCACGCCCCCCGUGUGUCCUAUAGAGACACCGUUAACCGCGGCAGCAGCAGCAACCCCAGCAGCAGCGACCACAACAACAACAACAACAGCAACAACAACAACCCGAGCAGCAGCAGCAGUAGCAAUGACGACAGCAUCCCCAGCAGCAGCCCCAGCAGCAGGAGCAACAUGGGUGAGAUACUGGUGUUGCACAAGUUCUCAAGAGGAGAGCUGCGGAGACACGAGACGCUGCAAGGUGUUGUGCUGCAGCAGCUAUCUUCGGGUGUACAGGCAGCCGCUGCUGCCUUUGUGCUGCCAUGCCCAUAUAGGCUGCGUCGGCAGCUGCAGCACGUUGCUGCAGCCCUGCAACUGCAGCUGCAGCUGCAGGAGCAGCAGGAGAAGCAGGAGGAGGAGGCGCAGGAUAUGGAGCAAAGUGAAACUGAUAGCGUGAUAUACAAUGCAGUAGCAACAACAGAGGCAACAGCAGCAACAGCGGCAACAGCAGCAGCAGAUGCAACAGUGACAGGAGAAGAUGCUACAGCAGGAGAUGAGCCGGACACAUCCAGUGAGGGGGACCCAGCCGCAAGCUGCAACCCACCUACUUCUGCUGCUGCUGCUCUGAGCAGCAGCAGCGCAUCCACAAAAUGUAUCUGCCUUUUCGGAGCUCGCAGCAACAGCAGCAGCAGCAGCAGCAGGGGAACAACCGAAGAGUGCAAGUGCUGCUGCAGUGACUGCAGCAGCAACAACGAGAGUCCAUCUGUAGCAGCAUCAGCUGGAUGCAGUAGCAGCAGCAGCAGCUGCUGCUGCUGCAGCAGCUGUAGCAACUGCUGCAGUGUUGAGCUGCGCUACAGUGAAGGCCCCAGGAUAAGCGACUUGUGCUGCAUUCAGCGGCAUCCGCACCCGCAUCUGCAGCAGCUGCGGAAGCAGCAGCGGCUGCUGCUGGUUACUUCUGAAGGGGGAUUGGUUUCCGUGACAAGACACACCAAAAGAAACAUCAGCAGCAACAGCAGCAACAGCAGCAACAGCACCAGCAGCAGUAGCAACGUGGUGCAGGUGAAGGGUGUACGAGUUGGCUGCAGCGGCUGCGCAUACACCGCAGCAGCAGGAGAUUCAUACGCCCUUAUUGCUACUUCUUGUGGUAUCUUUGGUUGGGGGAUAUGCAGCAAAGGGGAGCUUCUGCAGCAGCAGAUGCUGCUGCAGCAGCCGCACCAGCAGAUGCAACAGCAGCAGAAGGGUGUAAAGUGGUGUUUAGUACCUCGUUUCCUGGUGCCUGUGCGUCUCCGCCGCAGUGUUGCUGCUAUAAGCUGCAGCACGCAGCACGUUGCAGCCGCAGCAGCAGACGGUAGCUGCUUUACAUGGGGCAGCAACUUAUGUGGGGAGCUAGGUAUCGGCAACACCAGCGGUUUGUUGCUGCAGCCGCAGCAGCUGCUGCUGCAGCAACCUGUUAUCCAAGUUGCUGCAGGAGAGGGAUUCACAGUUGUUCUUACCGCGCUUCCUUCGGCUGCUGAUGCUGCAAGUGCUGACCCUUCUGGUGUUGCUGCCCCUGCUGCUGAUGCUACAGUAGCAACAGCAGCCGCAGUAGGUUCUGUCUGGGCCUGGGGCCUGAACUGCUACGGCCAGUUGGGGCUUGGUGACACAAUGCCCCGCUAUUCGCCACAGCAGAUCUUGCAUGCAUCCUACAGCAGCAGCAGCGGCAGCAGUAGCAGCGACAGCAGCAACGACAGCAGCGACAGCAGCAACGACAGCAACGACAGCAGCAGCAGCAGCAGCUGUUUGAGCAUAAAAGCAACACAAUCACUUCCUCCAGUUCUGCAGGUUGCUGCAGGAGAUGGUUUUGCUGCGCUUCUAACACACGAGGGCGUGCUUUUACUGCAGGGACGCCCUCCCUCGAGGUGUACAGACACUACACUGCAGCAAGUCUGCAGCAGAAGCAGCAGCAACAGCAGCACCAAUUACAGCAUCGGCUGCUGCUGCUGUCAGAACGGCAGUAGCAGUUGCACUGGGCUUCUCGCUGCUUCCAGCAACAUGACUGUCCCCACGGAGCUGGGUUUUGGGAAUAGCUUCCCGCUGCGCUUCUCUCGCGUUGCAUGCGGGGCAUCGUCGCUGGUGGUGUUUGCUGCUGCACAGCUGCAGCAAGUGCUGCCGCAGCUGCUGCCGCUAGGGGGUGGGGGGCGGCUGCUGCUGCGGGUCAGCGGCCUCCCAAGGAUUCAAAAGCAGCAGCAGCAGCCCGAGGAGCAGCACGUUUGCUGCAGCUGUUGCUGCUGCGAUAAACGUGGGCAGACAACGCCAGAAGAAAGCAGCAAGAGGCCGGCGAGACAGCCCGCGCUGCUGCUGCUGCGGCUGCUGUCCACCCCGAACAGUCGGCAGCAGCCGCAACAGGAGCAAGAGCAGCGGCAGGAAGAAACUGUGGAGGUGCUGUUGAAGGCUUGGCUAGUUGGCGAAGGGGAAGUUGUUUGCUCCAGUCCUGUGCUACGGGCAGCGAAGGAGACAGCCAGCUUUAGCUGCUGCACCUCCUUGUUUGAUGCAGAUGCUGCUGCUGAGUCGUCUUCACCUAUUAACCAUAGAUGUUCUUGGGACGAAGCAGCAGCAGCUGCUGCAGCUGAUAGUCCUGCUGCUGCUGCUUCUACAGUUGACGGCGCUGCUGCUGCUGCUGCGGACGGUGGCUGUGCGGGAGUGAAUGGAGAGGAACCACCGCAGCAGCAAGAGUUGCAGCAGCAGCAGCAGCAGCAGGAUUCGCAGCAGCACUGCACAGGGUGGGUCUUCUUCGGUGGCGGCGCUGCUGCUCGGCUGCGACGGGCAGCAACAGCGAGCCAAUACAUCAAGACUCUUCCCGCUGCUGCCGCUGCUGCUGCUGCCCCAGGAGAGUGCUGCAGCAGCUACCCAGUGCUACCACUAGGCCCUCGAGGGGGUGUCCCAUUGGAGAUUUUAUUGGAUCGGCCGAUCCCCGAGGGAGUCAACUGCGAAGGGGCGACAGUUCGCUUCUCCGUCUCUUUGGAGUCCUCCGAGCAGCAGCAGCAGCAGCAGCAACAACAACAACAACACCGACAACAACAACAACAGCAACAACAACAACAGGGGGAAGAAGAUGGCAGCUGGGGGUGGGAGUGUUUUACUGGUUCUAGUAGUUUAAUGAGUUUAUUAUCUCCUUCAUCAUUUACGGUGUCUCCUCCUGUUGGCCCCUCGGGGUGUCUCCUUUCUCUCUCCAUAACAACACCGCAGCUUCAGUCCUUAAGUCCUACCGUGCUGCAACGCUUGGAAGACCACAUGAACAACAGCAGCAAUAGCAAAAGCGGCAGCAGCAAAAGCAGCAGCGGUUGCUGCUGUCUUGUUGUUCAUCCUGAUGGCAAUCAGCAGCGAAUUGAUGCUGCGAUAAGAAAAGGAAAGGUGGAGAUAAGCAUCCCUCCUAUAUUUCUUGAGCCAGAGGAGACAACAGGAGAAGACCAGCAGCAGCAACCACAGCAGCAACAACAGCAGCAUCAACAGCAGCAACAACAGCAGCAGCAACAGCAGCAGCAACAACAACAACAACAACAGCAGCAACAACAGCAGCAGCAGCAGCAUGAGCAGCAACCCGCCGAAGAACAGAACACAUUUAAGUGCAGCAGCAACGGGGUGUAUACGCUGCAACUAUUUCUUUCCUUUAAUGGCAUCGAGUUUAGCAGCAAACCAACAAUCUUUGAGGUGUAUAGGCAGCUUCAAGCAGACCAACUGCUGCUGUUUACAAUACCCAAUCCACCUGCUGCUCCUGCUGCUCCUGCUGCUGCUACAGAGCCCGAACCCUCAGAAAUCGCUGCUGAACCUAGUGAAGAGGCAGCAGAAGGAUCAAUGUUAGCAGAAGCAUCUGCAGCUGCAUCAGCAGCAGCAGCUGCUGCUGCUGCUAUUGCCGGUGCAGAUGUGCAGCAAGUUGAUGACGAGGCAGUGUUGAGUAGCGGGACUUUUGCUGCCGUGCUGCUGGAGUGUGGGGUGACUGUACACUUUCCUUGCUUCCGGCUAACUGUAUUACCAGAGGCUCCUCCUGCUGGUCCAGCUGCUCCUGCUGCUGCUGCUCCCCACCACCGCGCCAGCAGCCACACCGCCGCCCCCCGUGAGAGUAGUGCGGCUCCCUCGAGCCAUUCAGCUGCUGCAACGUCCGGUGCAGCAGCAGCAGCAACAGCAGGAACGUCAUCGACGGCGGCAGCAGCUGCAACAGCAGCAGCAACUGCUGCUGCUGCUACUGCUGCAGCGGCAGGUGGCAUGGAUGCUUCUGCAAAGGGAGAAGGGGAGGAACCCGCCCCGCUGCAACUGCUGCUCCCUGCUGCCUGCAGCAGCAAAGUGCAGCAGCAGUUAGCAGCCCUCUUUGAAUCCAACAGCCUCCGCUGCAACAACAAACGGGGUGCCUCACGAGACCGAACAGGAAGAAACAACACGAAGAAGACAGCUGCUGCUGCACCAGGGGGAGGGGCCCCCAAGGGUGCUGCUGCUGCUCCUUCUGGUGCUGCAGCAGGCAACAAAGCAGCGACUAGCGACAAGCAGCAAAAGCAGCAGCAACAGCAAAAAUCAGGGAAGGGGCAGCAGCAGCAACAGCAGCAGCAGCAACAGCAGCAGCAGCAGGAGCAGCAGCAGAAACCAGAAACUCCGGAGGAGAAUCUCCAGAAAGUCAUCGUGUGCGAGCUGCCAGUGUUAAAGGGCAGCAGCGAGGGUCAUAGCCUCUGCACUUUAGAGUUGUCAAUCGACGGCCUUCAUUUUGUCCCCGUGGCAAGUGGAAGGACUCUGAAACUUAAGAGUAAGUGCAGCAGCAGCAACAACAACAAGCAGCAGUAG